Paramecium sonneborni is the source of this 1634-nucleotide messenger RNA. Lineage: Eukaryota; Ciliophora; Oligohymenophorea; Peniculida; Parameciidae. The record is from the annotation of a GenBank genome assembly.
AUUUAUAUAAAAAAAUGUUUAUCGACCUUGAUAAUUUUGAGUAAAACAAAUAAACAAUAAUGGAGCAGAUAAAGGUUUGUGAUUUUAUAGGUUUUGAUCUUGAAUUAACUGGGAUUAAGGGUGAUUAUUAAGAUACAUUUGAAGAAUUACCCUUUGAAAGAUAUUUAAAGGUAUUUUUAAUGACAUAUAGGUACGAAAAGUAAGUAUGAAAUAUAAUAUUAUUCAAUUUGGACUGUGCAUAUUUAUCAAAAACUAAAAAGGAUAUGUGGCUUUUCCUUAUACAUUCUUCUUAUUUCCUUAAGAGUAGAAAAUAUUAUGAUUAAUAGUUUAGAUGAUUUCGUUGGUUUACAAGUAGGAGCUAUAUUUUUUAAUAGUGAACAUGGUAUGGAUUGGAAUAGAUGGAUUAAUAAAGGAAUAGGUUAUUUAAAUAGAGCAUAAUAUUAAAAGCUUUAAGAUGAUUAUAAUAAAGACUUUUAAUAAUUAGACUAAGAAGAAUUAAAGGGAUAAUUUGAAAAGAUUUUAGAUGAUGUAAAAGCAGCAGAUAAAAAAACAGUAAGACAUUCUUAUUUAUUCAUUAGAUUUAAGAUUUAAUUGAUAAACUAGAAAAAUUUCAUAAAUCAGAUGAAAAAUAAACCACUAUUGAAACCACUAAUGGAUAUUAAAGAAAAAUUAUUUAUACUUAUUUAGAAGCUUAUUAGAAAAAUAUGAUUGGAGAAUCCUUAUUAAAAGGAGAAAUGAAAAUUACUAAAUUAACAAAUGCAGAAAAAUAAGCAAAAAAUGAAGAAAGAUAAAUAUUAAAAACAAAUAGAUUUUAAACUAAGACUGGAUUUUAUUAAAUAUGGGAUUGUAUUUUGAAUUCAAAAAAGUUUAUUGUAGGACAUAAUUGUUUUGCAGAUAUUAUGUUUUGUUACAGUCAUUUUGUCUAAUGUCCUCCAAUAUCUUGGGAAGAAUUUAAAGAAGAUAUUGUUAGAAAUUGGCCUCCUAUUUAUGAUACUAAAUAUAUCAUUUAGUCUGCUUAAUCUUUAGAAAAAAUCAGAGGAAAAUUAGAAAAUUCAACAUCUGUUGAAAAUUUAGCAGAAUUUAUUAAAAAUAAUAUGAAUUAUACUUAAAUAGAGGCCAAUCUAGAUUAAAAUGCAUAUCAUACAGCUGGUUUUGAUGCUUAUAUGACUGGAUUUAUAUUUAUUAAUUUGACAAAAGAUUUGACCUAAGUAGAAUUAUAGAAUCAAAAAAAUAAGUUAAAUUAAUUUAAAAGCAAUUAUAAUAUUAAUUUGAAUACUCCUGAAGAUAUUAAAAUAAAUUAAAAAUAUAUCAUGUAUAUUAAAUUUCCAGAAGAUGAACUCAAAAAUUAAUAAAUCUAAAAAAAUUAAAAAAUAUUAUUUUAAAAAUCUGCUUUUGAAAACAUUACAAAUGCUUUAAAACAAAAUUAUGAUUUAUCUGCUUAUAGAAUCAUUCAUUAUAAAUAUAUUUAUAUUGAAUUUAAUUCUGAAUAUGAUUUGAAAUCGAUUUAAAAUAAGUUAUCCAAAGUUGGAGAAUUUUAAGAGUGUUAAAUUUUAAAUGAAAAAUAAUAUGAAAAAGAUAGAAGGGAUUUCAAGUUAAGAGAAGCUAAGCUAGAAAAAUUUGAUAAAAGAUAGUGA